AUGUCUCACGGCUUUUCCAGUAUUAACGACCAGGGUAUAUGCCCUGCAUUCCCUGGCCUGUCAGCGCGGAGUAUACCCGAAAACCCAGAUAUCCAACGUGAGACUCUACGUUUGCUAGUGCAGUAUUCUGGGGUCUCCUCUCUGCCCGAGAAACCGUCAACUCCAGCCACUUCUGGUCAUGCGGCUCGGGAUGCCUGGCAGACUCCACGGACUGAAGUCCAGCCCAUUGAGGCAUCACCUCGACGCAUACGUUCAUCAAGUUCCAGCCAUGCCCCUCGACCUUCUUCUUCCCACUCUGUCGCUCCUUCCUCUGGCAGUCCAAUCCGGGUUUCUCCUCGCAAUUCUUCCCGCGCUUCCUCCCGCGCUCCUUCCCGACUUCCAUCUCCUCCAACUGUCUCUGUUUCUUCCUCACUUGGCAUCUCUCCCAGUCAUCGCGAGCGCCAACGAACUCUUAGGGGGAGUGUGGCAAUCUCAAAUGCCAGUAGGAACGAUGAGAUAGUGGCUCCUAUAUUAAAACAGCAUUUCUCUUACCCGCCGGAGACCAUUUCAUCUGCCACUAGAUCGCCUCAAUCCUCGCGGUCAAUAUCGCCGACAGCUGAGCAAAAGCUCAUCCGUCGCUCCAGUCGGAAUAGGGUUAAACCAACAAAUUAUUACGCCAAUCCCUGGGCCAAUGUUCGCCUUGGCCCUGGAGAGCCAAGCACAACUGUCGAAGCUAUUCCGGACCCAGUCGCGUCUUCUCCUCAGGAGCCACGUCGUGUUUUACCUCGCCGUGCAAAUGUCCAAAAGCUGCUGUACAGCCGUGAGCUUGGGAGUGGAAAUCAUCGCCCCAUUGUCACCGAUGUGGUCUCGGAUCUGAGACCAUGGAAAUCAUGGCAAGGCGCUUCAGGCGAUCUGCUUGUUCUGGCUUGGUCGCCUGAUGGCACUCAGUUUGCGGCAGGUGCCGCAGCUAAAUCAGACGAACAUAAUAUGCAGUACAACAAAGCCAACAAUCUUCUUUUGGGCGACCUUCAGUGCAAUCGACUAAAGGAAAUUCCGGAUCAUUGGAUUCCACGACCAACAUCCUCAACGGUUGAUGACCCGCGGCUUUUCAUGAGCGUUAAUAAUAUGCAAUGGAUUGGCAACCGACUUUACACUGCUAGUUUCGACAAAACCGUCAAGAUCUGGGACGUGGAGUCACUCCCCAACGUAUCCUGUACCCAUACCUUGCAGCAUGAGUCCCGAGUGGCAGUGAUGUCCGUCUCGAGAUUCGACCCGAAUAUAUUGGCUACAGGGACAGAGUCAAUCUUGGUCUGGGACACACGAGAUCCGGAAAACUUAACAUCAACUCUUCUCCCCAUCGACCGCGAUGCACGAUAUAAGCCCAACUUUGAGUUUUCAUCAACAGCCCUGGCCUGGGGGCAUACUCCAUCGACUAAGGAGUUCCUAGCUGGAGGCCUCGCAGAACCCGGGGAAGACCCAAUAUAUAAAGGCCACUUAGGUUUGUGGCGAGCCCGCGAAUCUGCAUUUGAGACCAUCAGAAUUGCGUCCAACUCACAAAAUGUCUUCGACAUUAAGUGGCAUUCUUCAUUGCCCAUGUUUGCCACGGCCAGUCCGGAAGACCCCCACAACGCACGGAUCAAAGGCAUCGGCAUUACAACAAAGUCCAUUGUGAGGGUGUUUAGCCUCAACUGUGACCUCCAAAAGCGUGUACCAUCCAUUAUGGAAUUCUUCUGUCCGGCUUUGGAUGUCAAUGAGGUCAGUUUCUGUCCAUUGGAUUCUAACGGGACGUAUAUCACUGCCAGCUGCACAGACGGCAAAACCUAUGUUUGGGACAAUCGGAAGGGUGAUAGGAUUCUCCACGAACUUCAGCAUAGGGCCCCCCUCAACCCAAUUGAUCACCAGCGAACCCGGGAGAUGGCAGACGUGGGUGUUAGAGUGGCUCUCUGGGGUUCAUCUAUGGACCAGUUUUACACCGGUGCGUCCGAUGGUGUCCUCAAACGAUGGGAUAUUCGCAGGUCACCCGAAGAUGUCCUCGUUGAGGAUGUGGCAUCUUUCGACGAAGAGAUCAUGUGCGCCGCUUUCACUGAAGAUCAAUCUCACCUCCUCGUGGGUGGUUCUGGAGGAGGGGUGCACGUACUAUCAUCAGGACCUUGUUCGGACCCCAACAUUACAACUUUCGACUUUGAACAUGCUCCAGAGCCCGAAAAGCCCAGUAAUAGUGCCAGUGAUAGCGGUGUCCUUGCAGGAUACCAGCUUAUCUUGUCCGGCCAGGUGGUUAAGCACGAAACAUUUGGUAUGGGCCAAGGGCCCUCUUACACGGGGCCUUUUGCCUCGUGGGCUCGGAAUCCCAAACCAGACGUUCCUUCCGAUCGGAUUGGGCAACUCCCUUUGCUCAAAAAAUAUCAAAUCCAACAAUUGGAUGGACCGCCGCCAGAGGAUCGUCAUGAGCUCGAUUUGAAUCAGCGACGAGAGGUCCAAAGACACAUACAAAUUGCGGAAAUACGAAAUCGGGGAUUCUAUAAGAGAAAACGCCAGGAGCACGAUGAUCUUUCUACGUUCAUCUCUAAGGGCACCGUAUUUCUGUCUUCUCUUGGCUCUUCCCGCCCGGGGAAGAAGAGGAAGAAAAGAGUUGAGAAAAUUGAAGUGAAAGGGGAAGAAAAUCAGGAAAACCAUGAAGAGAACCGAGAUAAGAAAGAUGACCGUGACACGGAGAUGGAGAGAUCAAACCGACAUCGGUUUGCUCUUGAAGAACUACUUGAGGUUCUUGAAGACGAUAAUUGGUUCCCUGCCAGUGGAGAAAUUGAUCCCAAUAUCCAGAAGGAGAGCGUCUAA
Molecule: messenger RNA, 2811 nt
Organism: Penicillium concentricum
Lineage: Eukaryota; Fungi; Ascomycota; Eurotiomycetes; Eurotiales; Aspergillaceae
Product: WD repeat protein
Exons: 2
Coding region: 1-2811 (936 amino acids)
Biological process (GO): TOR signaling; regulation of actin cytoskeleton organization
Cellular component (GO): TORC2 complex; TORC1 complex
Molecular function (GO): protein binding
Source: RefSeq, a predicted model, not a curated record